Messenger RNA from Cavia porcellus (domestic guinea pig), 2144 nucleotides. It is a transcript of the gene Chst14, whose product is annotated as carbohydrate sulfotransferase 14. Lineage: Eukaryota; Metazoa; Chordata; Mammalia; Rodentia; Caviidae. The record is from RefSeq and is a predicted model, not a curated record. Bases 243 to 1373 code for a protein of 376 amino acids. Gene Ontology annotation, biological process: dermatan sulfate proteoglycan metabolic process; carbohydrate biosynthetic process. Gene Ontology annotation, molecular function: sulfotransferase activity. Gene Ontology annotation, cellular component: membrane. The transcript has a single exon.
GCCUGUGUCACGGCGUGGCCGGGAGCCGAGCGCGGCCGGGCGGGACAUCCGGCUCUAGUCCCUGGCUGCGCCCGCUCGCCGCCUGCCCCGGCGCUUCGGCCGGGGAGCCGGCCGCGCCCUCGGUUCGGAUCAGGCCAGACUGCGGGCCCAGCCAGGUCCCCUGCCUGCCCCUGGCCGGAGCGGCUACCACCGCGGCAGCCCUCGGGCCGGGCCGGCCUGCGCCAGCCCCCGCCCAAAGCACCAUGCUCCCCCGCCCGCUGACCCCGCUGGCGGCCCCAAAUGGCGCCGAGCCCCGGGGCCGGACGCUGAGACGCGCCCCGCUCAGCCGAGCUCGGGCCGGUCUGGGGGGUCCGCCCUUGCUGCUGCCGUCCAUGCUGAUGUUCGCGGUGAUCGUGGCCUCCAGCGGGCUGCUGCUCAUGAUCGAGCGGGGCAUCCUGGCAGAAAUGAAACCCCUUCCUCUGCACCCGCCCAGUCGCGAGGGCGCGGCCUGGCGUGCGGCAGCUCAAGAUCCUGGAGCACCAACCCCAGAGGCCGGGGACUCAGAUCUGCGAGUGCUGCAGGACGUCCGGAACCGAACUUUGCGGGCGGUGUGCCGGCAGCCAGGCAUGCCACAGGACCCCUGGGACCUGCCGGUGGGUCAGCGGCGCACCCUCCUGCGCCACAUCCUCGUGAGUGACCGCCACCGCUUCCUUUACUGCUACGUCCCCAAGGUGGCCUGCUCUAACUGGAAGCGGGUGCUGAAGGUACUGGCGGGCGUCCUGGACAACGUGGACGUCCGCCUCAAGAUGGACCACCACAGUGACCUGGUGUUCCUGGCAGACCUGCGGCCCGAGGAAAUUCGCUACCGCUUGCAGCACUACUUCAAAUUCCUGUUUGUGCGGGACCCUUUGGAACGCCUUCUCUCUGCUUACCGCAACAAGUUUGGCGAGAUCCGAGAGUACCAGCAGCGCUAUGGGGCUGAGAUUGUGAGGCGGUACCGGCCUGGAGCCGGACCUACCCCAGCAGGAGAUGAUGUCACCUUCGCAGAAUUCCUGAGAUACCUGGUGGAAGAGGAUCCAGAGCGCAUGAAUGAACACUGGAUGCCUGUGUACCACCUGUGUCAACCCUGCGCUGUGCACUACAACUUUGUGGGCACCUAUGAAAGACUGGAGGCUGAUGCCAACCAGGUGCUAGAGUGGGUGGGGGCGCCACCCCAUGUCCGGUUCCCAGCUCGCCAGGCCUGGUACCGGCCAGUCAGCCCCGAAAGCCUGCACUACCACCUGUGCAGUGUCCCACAGGCUCUGCUGCAGGAUGUGCUCCCAAAGUAUAUCUUGGACUUCUCCCUCUUUGCCUACCCAUUGCCCAAUGUCUCCAGGGAGGCCUGCCACCAGUGACCAGGGGUGUGAGGCCAGAAGCUUUUGGGGACUGGUUUUGAUGCCAGCUUCUUGUGCUUUCCCCUGCCAUUCAGAGAAACUGGCCGGGGACUUGGGCUUUUCCUGAAGCUGGGAUGGUAGGGACUGCCCCAGGAACUCCUAGGCCAGGUUGGGUACCUAUAGUGGCUUAGAGACAGGUUGAGACAGGAGGCUACUGUUCCCCCGGGGUUAUCUUGAGUACCAGUGUGAUGUGGUUUGCUUUGGCCCAUCUACUUCAGGGACACUUGAGCUCCUGGCUGCAGGGAUUGUACAGUGCACUUGGUCCAUUGUAAUUUAAUCUGGCCGACCUGGGGUGGUGUCGGACCUUAUAACUCUGACACACACUCCACCACCAACCCUCAGGUGCACUCAUCCACCCCAUGUGCCUCAGGACUGGAGUGAGCAGUUGUGCCUUGUAAAUGACUUUGGUGCCUCCCUGCUCCAGACAAAAUUCACUAUACUUGCCAGAUUUUUGUCCAUUUUUUUCAAGGAAAGGAAAACUGAAGGAAGGCUCUUACUUGGUAGUUCCAGCAUUCUGCAGGCAUCCAAAUAUCCAGCCUCUUUCUAUAGCUCUGGGAACAUCCUUUCUUGUCCUGUCUGCCUUCCCUGUAAGCCUUCAAUGUUACCACUGUGGCUGGCAUGUCUGUUUGCCGUUUUUCUGAUGCAUUUAUUUAAAAUUUGUACUUUUUGAUAAAAUCCUUAUACACCCCCUCCCAGCUGAUUUUUUUUUAAAUAAAGCUAUUUGUAUACAAA